This is a messenger RNA of Capsella rubella, 1303 nucleotides long. RefSeq names its product GDSL esterase/lipase At1g71691. The record is from RefSeq and is a predicted model, not a curated record. The transcript is spliced from 5 exons. The coding region runs from base 27 to 1172 and encodes 381 amino acids. Gene Ontology annotation, molecular function: hydrolase activity, acting on ester bonds. NCBI's taxonomy places the organism in Eukaryota, Viridiplantae, Streptophyta, Magnoliopsida, Brassicales, Brassicaceae.
AAAGUUAAACACAAAACUACUUUACAAUGGCUUUCCACUUCCGGCAACUUUGCUUUCUCUCAGCGGUGGUUAUCCAACUCCUUCAUGGCGUCUCCGGCCAACUAGUUGUGGUUGAGGAACCUGUUUCUGCUCCUCCGCCUCCUCUGGUCGACCUAAACGGCGGUGAUGGCGUUGUGCCGGCGCUGUUUGUCUUCGGUGACUCUCUUAUAGACAAUGGGAAUAACAACAACAUCCCUUCCUUUGCUAAAGCCAAUUAUUUCCCUUACGGCAUCGAUUUCAAUGGUGGUCCGACCGGUCGGUUCUGCAAUGGCUUGACCAUGGUUGACGGGAUUGCUCAACUGUUGGGGCUUCCAUUGAUUCCUGCCUACUCGGAAGCUACCGGAGAUCAAGUACUUCGUGGUGUCAACUACGCUUCCGCAGCCGCCGGGAUCCUUCCUGACACCGGGGGAAACUUUGUGGGGCGCAUACCUUUCGACGAGCAGAUUCAUAACUUUGAGACAACAUUAGAUCAGGUAGCGGGCAAGUCUGGUGGUGCAGUGGCCAUAGCGGAUUCGGUGACUCGAAGCUUGUUCUUCAUUGGAAUGGGAAGCAACGACUACCUCAACAAUUACUUGAUGCCUAAUUUCCCUACCCGUAACCAAUUUAAUUCCCAACAAUUCGGCGAUCUCUUGGUUCAACAUUACACCAAUCAACUCACCAGACUAUAUAAUCUCGGUGGUCGGAAAUUCGUAGUGGCCGGACUUGGAAGGAUGGGAUGCAUUCCGAGUAUUUUAGCUCAAGGAAGCGACGGUAAAUGCUCGGAAGAAGUGAAUCAACUUGUUCUUCCUUUCAACACAAACGUAAAAACAAUGAUCUCUAAUCUCAACCAGAAUCUCCCGGAUGCUAAAUUCAUUUACCUAGAUAUUGCUCAUAUGUACGAAGACAUCAUUGCCAACCAAGCAGCUUAUGGGUUUACUACCAUGGACAAAGGCUGUUGUGGGAUAGGGAAAAACAGAGGACAGAUCACUUGUCUUCCCUUUGAAACACCUUGUGAUAACAGAGAUCAGUAUAUAUUUUGGGACGCUUUUCAUCCUACCGAGAAAGUUAAUCUCAUAAUGGCAAAGAAGGCGUUUGCUGGUGACCGCACCGUUGCAUAUCCUAUCAACAUUCAAGAACUGGCCAGUCUCAAUUAGUAUAGACCAUCACUUAGUAGUCUUUGUAACUUUUUUCUUGUAACGUUUUGAGUCAAAUCUGUUUUCCUUUUGAAACGUCUACUAUGUCCACGAAACGGUCAAUAUCAAUCUAGUCCUUUCAUUUGUUUAAA